This is a messenger RNA of Mycena indigotica, 2853 nucleotides long. Its product is annotated as Coatomer subunit gamma. Gene Ontology annotation, biological process: intracellular protein transport; endoplasmic reticulum to Golgi vesicle-mediated transport; intra-Golgi vesicle-mediated transport. Gene Ontology annotation, cellular component: endoplasmic reticulum; endoplasmic reticulum-Golgi intermediate compartment; Golgi membrane. Gene Ontology annotation, molecular function: structural molecule activity. Bases 64 to 2853 code for a protein of 929 amino acids. The transcript is spliced from 11 exons. The record is from RefSeq and is a predicted model, not a curated record. NCBI's taxonomy places the organism in Eukaryota, Fungi, Basidiomycota, Agaricomycetes, Agaricales, Mycenaceae.
UUCGAGCGACCACGUCCUCGACUCCCCUUCCGUUCUGGCUUCUUGGCCGUCUUCCGCCACAAAAUGUCGCUCGCUAUGGCGUUCUAUAAGAAGGAGGACGAAAGCGCUUCCGGGCUGAGCUCCUACUAUAACAACAAAACGACCAUCAUUCAGGAAGCCCGCGUCUUCAACGAGUCUCCAAUCAGCCCCCGCAAAUGUCGAGCGCUGCUUACGCGCAUCGUGUACCUCCUAUACGUGGGCGAGAAUUUCAACACACAAGAGGCUACUACUCUCUUCUUCGGCGCUACCAAGCUGUUCCAGCACAAAGAUGCCGCCCUGCGACAGGCGGUAUACCUCGCCAUUAAGGAACUCGCAACGACGGCAGAAAAUGUCAUGAUGCUAACGAGCAGCAUCCAAAAAGACAUGCAGCCCAAUGCGGAGGUCAUCUAUCGGCCCAAUGCCAUUCGGGCCCUUUGCCAUAUCAUCGACCCUUCUAUGGCUCAAGGUGUCGAACGCUUUUUCAAAGCUGCCAUCGUCGACCGAAACCCUUCCAUUUCAUCCGCUUCGUUGAUCUCGGCAUACCAUAUGUUCCCGCAAGCUAAGGAUGUUGUCAAGCGCUGGGUUAAUGAAGCGCAAGAGGCCGUGAACAUCAAAACCGGUGGCUACUUUGGAUCCUCAGUAACGGGUGGAGGUUUCUUCGGCGGCGGGAGCCAAAGCAACGCACAAACCGUACCUUCCUCCAGCAAUAUCACACAAUACCAUGCACUCGGACUGCUCUAUCUUAUUCGUCAACAAGACCGCAUGGCCGUUACAAAAAUGAUCCAACAACUGGGUGGAGGGAAAUCCGGUUCGGGAACGACAUUGAAAAACGCCAUGGCGUUGUGUAUGCUCAUCCGAUAUGCGGCCAAGGUCAUGGAGGAGGAUCCCAACGUCCAACGACAAAUGGUUGAGUUGCUCGAAGGCUGGCUUAGGCAUAAGAGCGACAUGGUCAACUUUGAAGCAGCCCGUGUUCUCUGCGAAAUGAAGAAUGUGACACCUGCUCAACUGACCAAGUCGAUAGCUGUCCUCCAACUCUUCCUGUCUUCUCCCAAGCCUGUUCUUAAAUUCGCCGCUACUCGAACGCUUGCUGCUCUCGCUGUCACACAUCCUUCCAAUGUCGCCGCUUGCAAUGUUGAUCUCGAAAGUCUCAUCACAGAUCAGAACCGCAGUGUUGCUACCUAUGCCAUCACUACUCUGCUCAAGACUGGUAAUGAAGCCUCUGUAGACCGUCUCAUCAAACAGAUUACCGGCUUCAUGUCAGAAAUCAGCGACGAAUUCAAGGUCAUCAUUGUUGACGCGAUCCGCUCUCUUUGCCUCAAAUUCCCUGCCAAACACGCCGCGAUGCUCACAUUCCUUUCUGGUGUCCUUCGUGACGAGGGUGGUUAUGACUUUAAACGCGCGGUUGUUGAAGCUAUCUUCGAUAUGAUCAAAUUCAUCAGCGAGUGCAAGGAGCAGGCGCUGUCGCAUCUCUGCGAGUUCAUUGAGGAUUGCGAGUUCACAAAACUCUCUGUUCGCAUCCUUCACUUGCUCGGUAUCGAAGGGCCCAAAGCCUCCCAGCCCGCCAAAUUCAUUCGUUUCAUUUACAAUCGCGUUGUCCUGGAAAAUGCGCCAGUGCGAGCUGCCGCUGUGUCCAGUUUAGCCAAAUUUGGCCUCAAUUCCAACGACGAGGCCCUCAACCAAAGUGUUGGUGUCCUUCUGAAUCGAUGCUUAGACGAUGUCGAUGAUGAAGUUCGCGACCGUGCUGCUAUGUACCUCAAGGUCUUCAAGAAGCAAACCCUCGUCGAACCGUACGUGAAGGAAGAUUCCGUAUUGUCUUUGGCUGCUUUGGAGUCGAAGCUUGUUGCCUACGUCAAGGAUCCUGCUGCUUCUGCACAAGCGUUUGAUGUUUCUGGUAUUCCCAAGAUCAGCCGUGCUCAAGCCGCUGCUGAGGCUGCCCGACCCAGCUCAUUGGAUACAAUCGGUGUUCCGUCUACUCAAACUGGGUCAUCUGCGGCCCCUCCACCAACUGCAGCGGAGACUCAAAGUGCAUACGCGGAACAACUUGCUGCUGUCCCGUCGUUCGAGCCUUAUGGAGCUGUGCUUAAUAGCAGCACCCGGCUUGCGGAGCUUUCGGAAAGCGAGACCGAAUACCAAGUUACCUGCGUCAAACAUAUUUUCAAAGAGCACGUUGUCUUCCAGUUCAAUGUCUCGAACACGAUCCCAGACACCGUCCUCGAGCAGGUUACGGUGGCGAUGGCCACGUCAGAAGAUUCUGGUCUUACACAGGACUUCAUCCUUCCUAUUCCCAGCCUGACUGCGACAAGUUCGCCUGGAAUAACGUAUGUCUCGUUCACAAGGGACGUGCCCACGGAUUAUGCGACUGCUUCGUUCCCUUGUACCUUGCAAUUUGUCAGCAAGGAGCUCGAUCCGACAACUGGUGAACCUGAAGAGGAAGGCUAUGAGGACGAAUACCAACUGGAAGAGGUCGAGCUUAGUGCGGGCGGAGAUUACAUCGUUCCUUCAUAUGCUUCGUUCGGCUCCGAAUGGGAUCGGAUGAAGGGCGGGCCGAGUGUGACGGAAACGUUUGGACUGGGAGCGGCUGUGGACAGUCUGAAGGCUGCCUGCGACUCGAUCAUCGAAGUACUCAACAUGGAACCCUUGGGCGGGACAGAAAGCCCGACAUCUUCCUCGGUGCAUACGCUGCAGCUGUCGGGAUUGGUCACGGGCGGAGGUGGGAAGGUGCUUGUACGGUGCCGAAUGACGUUCUCGCAAGGUGUUGGCGUUACGCUGGAGCUUGGGGUCCGCGCGGAACACCAAGACGUCUGUCAACUUGUGGUCAACGCUGUUGGUGGUUAG